AUGGCACGCGUUUACCCAGAUGUGAACCAGAAGAUGCCCAAGUCGUACUGGGACUAUGAUAGUGUUAAUAUAUCCUGGGGGGUCCUAGAGAAUUAUGAAGUUGUGCGGAAAAUUGGAAGAGGGAAAUACUCAGAAGUGUUUGAAGGAGUAAACGUUGUGAACUACCAGAAAUGUGUCGUCAAAGUCCUCAAGCCAGUCAAGAAGCGGAAGAUCAAGCGAGAAAUCAAAAUUCUUCAGAACUUGUCUGGUGGCCCAAACGUUGUCGCCUUGUUGGACGUUGUUCGCGAUAGUCAGAGCAAGACACCCAGUCUGGUUUUUGAAUACGUUAAUAACACCGACUUUCGAACGCUAUACCCCCGAUUAGUUGACUACGACGUACGGUACUACAUAUUUGAGCUUCUGAAGGCCCUAGACUUUUGCCAUAGCAAGGGAAUAAUGCACAGGGAUGUCAAGCCGCAUAACGUCAUGAUUGACCAUGAACGGAGAAAGUUACGACUUAUCGAUUGGGGUUUAGCUGAGUUCUACCACCAAGGAAUGGAGUACAACGUCAGAGUUGCCUCCCGUUAUUUCAAGGGCCCUGAACUGCUCGUUGAUUUCCAGGAGUACGACUAUUCACUAGAUAUGUGGUCCCUCGGAGCCAUGUUCGCCUCGAUGAUCUUCAGAAAGGAGCCGUUCUUCCACGGUAGCAGCAAUGCGGACCAACUGGUGAAGAUUGCUAAAGUUCUUGGGACAGAUGAGUUGUUUGACUAUCUUGAUAAAUAUAACAUCGAGCUAGACCCUCAGUACGACGAGAUUCUCCAACGUUAUCCCCGGAAAACUUGGCACUCCUUUGUGAAUUCCGACAACCAGAGAUUCAUUAGCAACGAGGCAAUUGACUUCCUGGAUAAAUUGUUAAGAUAUGACCACACCGCACGUCUUACUGCUCAGGAAGCGAUGGCACACCCAUAUUUCGCCCCUGUCCGCGCAGCAGCCACCACAAAUGCUCAAAGUAACUCCGGAACCACACCAAAUGCCUAA
Molecule: messenger RNA, 1017 nt
Organism: Microsporum canis CBS 113480
Lineage: Eukaryota; Fungi; Ascomycota; Eurotiomycetes; Onygenales; Arthrodermataceae
Product: casein kinase II subunit alpha
Exons: 4
Coding region: 1-1017 (338 amino acids)
Biological process (GO): protein phosphorylation; regulation of transcription by RNA polymerase I; regulation of transcription by RNA polymerase III
Cellular component (GO): cytosol; protein kinase CK2 complex; nucleus
Molecular function (GO): protein serine/threonine kinase activity; ATP binding
Source: RefSeq, a predicted model, not a curated record